AUGUCGGCGGAGUUCUGCUGCAUUGGUGUAGACGUCGGGUACACCAACACUGACGCCGUUAUUCUGAGAGGGAACACGGUGAUAGGAUGGGCAAAGACCACCACUACUAAAGAUGUUACAGGCGGUGUCGUGGCCGCCAUAACGACGGCAUUGCGGGAAAUGCAGUCACAAGGUCAUAUGGAUAGUAUGUCGCAGGUCAAUAUUGGCACGAACCAGUUUGAAAAUGCUGUAAUUCAGAGAAGAAAUCUGGCUAAGAUAUCAGUAAUAAGAUUAUGUGGACCGACUGCAACCAGUUUACCACCAUGCAUUGACAUGCCCGCAGAUCUUUGCAAGGUUGCAGCGAUUUUAAAAGAAGAGUACCCUGGCGUCAGUCUGACGUUGUCCCAUACAGUGAGUGGCGUUGGUUUGCUGGAGAGAGAACAUGCAGCAGUAUUGAAUGAAAGUUUGAAACCGUACUUUUUAAAAACCACCAGUGACUUUGAUAUAGCCCUGCAGAGUCUUGGUCUUGAUUGUCCUCUUUACCUUACGCAGAAUGAUGGUACGAUUCUGAGUGCUAAAGACUUUUUAGAAUUUCCCGUGCGUACAUUUUUAUGUGGAACUUCUAACAGUGUGAGAGGAGCAUCACAUUUAGCUUGCAUCGAAGAUGCUACAGUUAUAGACAUCGGUGGUACAUAUACUCAUGUGUGUGGUAUGGCAGGAGGAUUUCCCAGGUUAACUUCAUCUAUUGUAGAGAUGGGUGGAGUGAGAACCAGCCUCAGAAUUCCUGCUGAGAAGAGAAUAUGUCUCGGCGGAGGAUCGCAUGUAAUUUCUGAGCAAAGUAACGACGCCAAGUUAUCACCUUUUUCCUCAAAGAAAUCUGUAAAAGUCGGACCGUUGAGUUGUGGAAACAAGCUUACUGUCCAAGGGAUGGUUUUUGGUGAACUGGUUGAAAAUCAGUUAUUGACGGCAACGGACACUGCUGUUGCAGCAGGAGUAGCAAACGUAGGAAAACCUGAGAAAGCAGACCAAUUGGACGAGCAGUUAGUUGCCUCUGCGGUUAAGGAAAUGCGCUUGAUGGUGGAGGCUGCAAUCGACCAAAUUAAGAUGGAAUCAAGAGACCAACCCGUAAUAUUACUUGGUGGGGGGAGUAUUUUAAUUGAUGACAAACAAAAGCUACAAGGAGCAUCCAGUGUCAUCAGGCCACCACUCUUUGAGGUUGCAAAUGCCGUGGGAGCAGCUCUUGCACAGGUCGGUACCGAAUAUGGUAAGAUAGUCAAAAUGGACAAGAAGAUCAAACAAAUAAAACAAGAACACACUGCUGGAAAAUCUGUAUUUUAUACUGGAGUGAGAGACGCCAUACAGAUGACUAUGAGUGAUGUAGCUGAUGAGAGCAAGACAUUUACCUCUUCCGUAAACUUUGGGGAAGUUUUCAGACAAUCCAUGGAUGGUGAUGUCCCCAAGGAUGGCAUAAAAGAUGCAGGUAUUAGCGAUGCAUCGGCAGAACAGGAACAAACUACAGUGGAAGAUAUUGAUAGCCAACCACGUAUAGAUCCUUCAACAGGGGAAUGGCUAUUGUCAGAGUGGGACAUAGAUUGUAUUACUCUAGGUGCUUCUAUACUCGGCUGCGGUGGAGGGGGUGAGCCUUAUUUACAGAAAUUGCAAUGCAAACUUAUACUGCGAGAUGGCAAGAAGAUACGAAUUAUAACACCAGAAAGUAUUAACAAUACUGGUUUCGUUUCCUGUGUUGCCGCUUUGGGUGCACCAUUGAUUGAAAUAGAAAAACCGGCUGGGGACACCAUAAUAGAUCCAGUUAUAUGCCUCCAACAAAUAAUCACAUCAAACAAUAUUCUGGAUGAAGAAGACAUUGAAGAAGACUUAAAUGGACUUAAGUAUAUUGAAGACUUUCAUGGCCAAUUGGUGAAAAACGUGGAUACACCAGGAUUGAGUGCUAUAAUGAGUGCUGAGAUUGGUGGUGCAAAUUCAUUGAUAGCAUUAUAUGCUGGUGGUCUCUUCGAUCUCCCAGUUGUGGAUGCAGAUUUCAUGGGCAGAGCUUUUCCGGAGUUCCAGAUGUGUGUUCCCAAUAUGUUUGGUAUACCUGCUUAUCCAUGCUGCAUGUCUGAUGUUAAGGGAAGAACAGCAGUAGUGUUGAAGGCGAAGAACGCACAAGAUAUUGAAAAUCACCUGCGAAAAGUUGUGCAAGAAAUGGGGUGCCAAGCUGGACUUUGUUUUGGUUCGUACAGUAAAUCAGAUAUCAUGGACUAUAGUGUGAAGUAUACGUUCAGCAGAGUUUGGCGACUCGGUCAGGCUGUACUACAGGCAAGGCGUGACAGGACAGAUCCUAUACAAGCAAUACUACAAUGGGAGAAUGGAAAAACCCUGAUUGUUGGAAAGAUAGCAGAUGUUAAAACGAAACUGACAGGCGCAUUCUCAAAAGGAAAAGUGAUCAUUGAUGGUUAUAACGCAUAUGCUGGUCAGUCACUUCAUGUCGAAUGCCGGAACGAAAAUCUGACUGCAACUCUUCACUGCAUGAAAGGAGAAUUUAAGGUUGUAGCAUGUGUUCCUGACUUAAUCGCUAUCGUUGACACUGACACUGGGGAGGCUAUUCAUUUUGAAGAGGUACGAAAUAAUCUACGUGUCACUGUGCUUGUGUUCGCAUCGGCGCAUAUUCUAAGAACACCGACAGCAUUGAAGGUCGUUGGUCCACAAGCGUUUGGAUAUCCAGAAGAUGUUCAGUACCAUCCUGUGGCAGAUUACACAGAAUAUAAACCUGUUCAUCAAUGGAAUAGAGCUGAUUGCCAAGAAUUACUAUCAGAUUUCUUCUCAAUAGCUUGGUCAACAUCACCAAUUAAAGUUCCAAUCGGUGCAGAGCUUUUCUCCAUCUGUCAGCUGGAUGAAAUUUACGCUACUGAUGAAGAACUUCUUCAAGCUACAAUUGAAUGGGAGCAACAGAACGCCGGCAGUAAUAACGAGCCAGAUCAACAGAAGCCGGUGUCUGCCAAAGGGCGAAGAUUCCCAGAAUUUUCUGAAGAAAUGGUCGAAAACUUGGCAGCAAAGAAAAAUGAAGUGAAUUUCGUUGUUUGUAAACAAUGCGUUGAACGUUUGGCCACAUGA
Molecule: messenger RNA, 3090 nt
Organism: Saccoglossus kowalevskii
Lineage: Eukaryota; Metazoa; Hemichordata; Enteropneusta; Harrimaniidae
Molecular function (GO): hydrolase activity
Source: RefSeq, a predicted model, not a curated record